Odontomachus brunneus is the source of this 2543-nucleotide messenger RNA. RefSeq lists its product as uncharacterized. Bases 58 to 936 code for a protein of 292 amino acids. NCBI's taxonomy places the organism in Eukaryota, Metazoa, Arthropoda, Insecta, Hymenoptera, Formicidae. The transcript has a single exon. The record is from RefSeq and is a predicted model, not a curated record.
ACAUAUGUUGUAUAAUUGCAAUUUCCCUCGAUAAUUGAUCCCGCCUCAAGCCUCAUCAUGUUAGCGUUUGUUGUUCGCGGGGUGGUCCUGCUCGGCGUGUUGAGCUGGUAUAGCGCCACCGUGUGGAGGAUGAUCGACGGUUAUUUCAAGGAUCAGUUCCGGACAUACUUGCAGGAAGAGUACCGCAAGCAUCCGCGGAUGCGGUCGGACGUGGAGAACGUCGGGGCUGUCGAUAAGGAGUCGGCACGGAGAGUCUUGCCAACCGAGGCGAGCCACGUGGAGAUCUACGGUUUCGACGCGGUUUGCCCGGCCGACACGGCAGACAUCUGUCCACGUGCGGCUGCGUCGGAGAAGGCGGCGACAGCGGCGGAGGAAGUGACAGGUGGUAGCAGUGAAAACGCGGCCGCCGCCGCUGCCGCCGGUUCCACCGAUAAAAAUGCAUUCCCGAAGAGCGCGACCCGAUCGGCGCUGGAAAGUAGGAAGCUACCGGGCGGCAGCGGCGUGCAUGACGAGGAGCGGCGGUCGGCCGCGAUCAAUCAGGACGGCGACUACGCAGAGGAGGAGGCGAUCGAGUCGUCCGAGUCGGCUCCGCGUCCCGCGAAGCCGCGACGUCUUCACAACGAGAGGAAAUCGGCCGUCUCAGCAGGGUUCUCGCGGGAAAAACGAGCCAAACGAAGAGUGAACACCGUCUUCUUGACGGACUUGGAUUUUGCCAGGGUGAGAAGGACCAGCGGUGAUGGACACAACGAUUUCUCGGAGUUCGAGGACGACGACGAAGAGAGCCGCGAGAGACCCACGGAAGGGAUCCCCGUGUCGGAGCUGCCGUUCAAGCCCAAGGCAGAUAUUGGCGGCUUGGAUAAGGUCACCGCGGAGGAGUUCUGUCCUUUGACCUUGGAGGACGAGGCCUCCUGCGGAGAAACCACCGUGUGGCCGUGAUUACACUUGAUGCGUGCGACGCUCGCGAGCGGGAUUGGAAGUGUCGAGUCGCCUGGAAAAAACUUAUGCGCUAACAGCGGGCUCCCGAGGGGAGCUUAAGGACAUACUGAGAGAGAUGAGGCGGAGGUUUACGACUAUUAUUAGAAUAAAUCUGUUCAACCAGUUCCACAGCUCGGGAACAGUGAUGAUAGAUCUUGCGUGGAGAUCUUUUAAAUAUUUCAGUAUGUUUUUACCGAAUCGCUUCAGCUGGUCCAGUUUAAGUUGAAUGGAGAGAAAUGAUGAUAUAAUUUGAUCAUGAUUUUAGUAGUUCUAUACACUGCAGUUUAUCAAAAGUUAUUAAAAAGUAUUGAAUUUUAAUUAAGUUGCUUUCCGAGAGAGGGAGAGAUUAUAUAUAAUUAAUAAAAUAUUAUACACAUAUUCAUAUUUAAAUGAUGUAUAAUAAUUAUAUAUAAUGAUAUAUAAUUAUUAUAUAUAAUGAUAUAUAAUUAUUAUAUAUAAUGAUAUAUUCGCUACCAGCGUCACAUAUAUGUUACGCAUCGAUUUCUUUCACGUUCUCUUUACUCAAAAUAUUCAAUUUUACUCGUUUACUAUCAACAUCAUAUAUGUGUAUGUAAUACAUACACUCUUCUCUUUGUGUAUCCAUAUAAACAAACCAAAUUUGUUUUGCACAAUUACAUAAAAACAAAUGUAAUGUGACCCGUGGAGAGAAUUCCUCAAAUGAACUGUGAUAGCGAAUAUAAUCUAUAUAUAUAAUCGUAUAUAUAGGGUGUCCCAUUUAUAUUGUAUGCCUAAAAUAUCAAUAUCAGGAUCAUCUCAGAUAUCAAUUCCUUUAGUCAUAAAAAUACUGGAAUGAAAUUUUCGGAAAAUAAAUAUUUUCCGAAAUAUAUUUUACAUUUUAUCUAGAUACUCUUCAGUAGAUAUAGAUAUGAAAUAUUUCGUAAUUCAUCAAAAGCCGAAAAUCAUGAUAAUCUGAUUUCGGUCCAAUAUAUCGUUGCAUAUAGUUAACAUUUUUGAAAAUACAUAUAGGGUAAACGAGGUGAAUCGGAUCACAGGGUGAAUCGGAUCAACAUAAGCUCUAAGACAUAUUACUAACUUUUAUCAUGCCAAUUACUAACUGGCAUAAUAAAACAGCUCAUUUAAAAUAAAAUAUUAACAAUAACUGUCUUAGAGCUUAUAUUGAUCCGAUUCACCCUGUGAUCCGUUCGUCUCGGUCUACUCUAUAUGUAUUUUAAAAAAUGUAUUAUGUUUCGAUUUGCCUCAGUCAACUCUAAAUUAUUUUUGUACACUUAAACUAACCAGAUUUAAAUGUUACUUAUUAUUUUUGUGUACGAGGAAUCAAUUGGUGACAUUUUCAUUGUCAAAAAUCAACCGAAAGUACAAAAAAUUCAAUUGCAACACUUGGAUUUCCGGUUUUUUGUUAACAUUUUGAUACGAUUUUUUAUCCACUGGAAAAUAGAAGUCAUAAGCUUUCAAAUGAGUCUCUAUACGUCGCAAAACUCCAACAUUUUCAUAUUUUUUUAAAACUGUUUUGAAUUUGGAACCUUUGAAAUUCUGUAACUUUGAGACAGGAAAUCGGUGCAAAAUAAAACUUAUAUAUUUGUUUUUAA